UAGAACUGUCACAGUCUGCUGUCAGUAUGUCAUGAGAUCAUAACAAAACAAUUCGCUCAAUUUUUAUAAAAUUAAACAGAGUGUAUGCUUUUUUAUUACUAAUUGUUUGCGAUGGGCGUCGAUAUUGAAGUUCUUAGUCCUGGAAACGGAUCUACAUAUCCUAAGCCGGGUCAAACAGUAGUGGUUCAUUACACGGGCACCUUAGCUGAUGGAAAGCAGUUCGACUGUUCUAGAGAGCGUGGGCAACCUUUUAAGUUUACGCUCGGCAAAGGAGAUGUAAUCAAGGGAUGGGACAGAGGUAUACCAAAGAUGUCAGUAGGUGAGAGGGCCCGAUUAAUCUGCUCGCCUGACUACGGCUAUGGUUCUAGAGGCCACCCAGGGGUUAUCCCAUCUAAUGCCACUUUAGUUUUUGACGUUGAAUUGCUUCAUGUCGAAUAGUAAUCAUAUGUUUAUAAAGUUAAGUUUCUCUAUUCUAAUUGUUGGUAGCCAAGGCUUUGUUGAUUAGUCUUCAUAACAGUUUGAAACAAAUGUUUUAUUGAACAUUUUAAGUUUCAUUCUAUUGACAAAAAUACUUUGUUAGGUCGAAUCCACUUUCUUGCUGCAUAAUAAUAUUUUAACAAUAUUGGGGAUGAAUUAUGGUGAACAAGUUUUUAUUUUUAUUAAAUUCAUGUAUGUAUAUAUAGUUUGCCUGACAGCUGGUACAGUGACUUGAUGUUUUCAUACCAAAAGUAUUAAAGGGAUUAAGAGGUAUGUGGAUUUUAUAUCUCAUAUUAAUGUUAUACUUGCACAAUUUUAGUGACUUAAUUCAUGGCUGUUUGCAUUUACUUGAUACUAUAUAUCUUUGGUUAUUGUUUUACUUAGAAAUAGCAUUUAAUGAUGUAUAGAAUAAUGGUUAAUGUAUGAAUCUUUUACUUCUUCUCAUGCGAAAAUACUCAUAAUAUUAUUUAAAUCACCAUUAUUAAAUAAACACGUUAUAUUACAUUAAAAUCC
Messenger RNA from Cydia fagiglandana, 990 nucleotides. RefSeq names its product peptidyl-prolyl cis-trans isomerase Fkbp12-like. Gene Ontology annotation, cellular component: sarcoplasmic reticulum membrane; cytoplasm. Bases 112 to 438 code for a protein of 108 amino acids. The transcript has 3 exons. Gene Ontology annotation, biological process: protein peptidyl-prolyl isomerization. Gene Ontology annotation, molecular function: peptidyl-prolyl cis-trans isomerase activity. The record is from RefSeq and is a predicted model, not a curated record. NCBI's taxonomy places the organism in Eukaryota, Metazoa, Arthropoda, Insecta, Lepidoptera, Tortricidae.